UUGUGCACUGCGCUGCUCUUGCUGUGUUGUGCCUACGGGUGCAUUGCAGCUGUUGUGCAGCCGCUACCGCAGAAAGGACAGGGUCCCUGGGAUGCGUACGUUGUCUCUGCUCCGAAAACUGUUGAUGAUGUACCUGAGAAGAAAGACUUUCAACCCAUUCGUUUUGCUGUUUCUGCCAAAGAAGUGGAUAGGGUGUUAAAGUACUGUAAACAGUGGAAAAAAGAUCCUUCGGCUAAAGACGUAUAUGAUAAUGAAUAUGGAUUUACACUUGAGGUUGCAAAUAGUAGAUUCCAUUUCUGCAAGGAGGACAGCAAGAUGACAGCUGCAAAGAAAAGAAUUCUUUUGAUGGAUGUUCUUCCUGCUGCUCUCAAGUUACACAGUGAACGU
Messenger RNA from Trypanosoma theileri, 387 nucleotides. RefSeq lists its product as uncharacterized. The record is from RefSeq and is a predicted model, not a curated record. The transcript has a single exon. Gene Ontology annotation, biological process: cell adhesion; proteolysis. The annotation marks the transcript as partial. Gene Ontology annotation, molecular function: metalloendopeptidase activity. Gene Ontology annotation, cellular component: membrane. NCBI's taxonomy places the organism in Eukaryota, Euglenozoa, Kinetoplastea, Trypanosomatida, Trypanosomatidae.